CGGACUACAGGUUCUCGGGUCGAGACAGCCUGAUUUUCCUGGUCGACGCCUCCGAGGCCAUGUUUGAGUCCGCCGGGGACGGAGCGGCUCCCUUCGACAUGACCGUGCAGUGCAUCCGGAACGUGUAUACCAGCAAAAUCAUUAGUAGUGACAGGGACCUGUUGAGUGUCGUGUUCUAUGGUACAGAAAAGAACAAGAACUCGGCAGACUUCAAGCACAUUUAUGUUCUUCAGGAUCUGGACAAUCCAGGUGCAAGACGUGUUCUAGAGCUGGACCAGUACAGGGGAGAUGAAGGACGAGUGCUUUUCCGUGAAACCUUUGGCCACAAUGCUGACUAUUCGCUGGGUGAAGCACUCUGGGCCUGCUCGAAUCUCUUCAGCGAUGUCCGAGUCAGACUGAGCCACAAAAGGAUCAUGCUCUUCACCAACGAGGAUGACCCUCAUGCCAAUGACAGUGCUAAAGCCAAGCUGGCCAGGACCAGAGCUGGUGAUCUGAGAGACACAGGUAUCAUCCUGGACUUGAUGCACUUGAAGAAGCCUGGAGGGUUCGAUAUCUCUUUGUUCUACAGGGAUAUCAUAAACAUAGCAGAGGAUGAGGACCUUGGGAUCCAGCCUGAGGAGUCAGGGAAACUGGAACAUCUCAUGAAGAAAGUACGAGCAAAGGAGACGAAGAAACGGACUUUAGUCAGGUUAAAUCUGUAUCUGAACAAAGAUCUGUCGCUUGCUGUUGGUGUUUACAACCUUGUUCAAAAAGCUCAGAAGCCAUAUCCAGUGAAGCUUUAUCGGGAAACUAAUGAACCGGUUAAAACAAAAACAAGGACGUUUAAUGGAAAAACAGGCAGCUUGCUCCUGCCUAGUGACACAAAAAGGGCUCAGACAUAUGGAAACCGCCAGAUUGUGCUGGAGAAAGAGGAAACAGAAGAAUUGAAACGGUUUGAUUCUCCGGGCUUGUUUCUGAUUGGCUUCAAACCACUAUCAAUGCUAAAACAGCACCACCAUAUCAAGCCCUCCCAGUUCAUCUAUCCUGAGGAGUCCCUAGUAAGUGGGAGCACAACGCUAUUUAAUGCCUUGCUGAUGAAAUGCUUGGAGAGGGAGGUGAUGGCACUGUGCAGAUACACAGCCCGCCGGAACACUCCCCCUCGCUUCGUGGCCCUGGUUCCUCAGGAGGAAGAGGUGGAUGAGCAGAAAGCGCAGAUAGUCCCUCCAGGUUUCCACAUCAUUUUCCUGCCUUACGCAGAUGACAAACGGAAUGUUGAUUUUACAGAAAAGGUGCCAGCUAGUCGAGAGCAGGUGGACAAAAUGAAGGAAAUAAUUCAAAAACUCCGGUUCAAAUACAGGACUGACAGCUUUGAGAACCCAGUUUUGCAGCAGCACUUCAGGAAUCUGGAGGCCUUGGCGCUGGAUAUGGUGGAGCCAGAACAAGCUGAGGAUCUUACAAUGCCAAAGGCUGAAGAGAUGAACCGCAGGCUGGGCAGCCUGGUGGAGGAGUUUAAGCAGCUGGUUUAUCCCCCUGACUACAAUCCUGACGGGAAGGCUGUAAAGCGAAAACAAGCUUCCGAUGGUCAAACUGAGAAGCGGCCCAAGGUAGAGGUCUCAAAAGAUGAGCUGCGGAGUCACGUGCAGAAGGGCACUCUGGGCAAGCUCACUGUACCUGUGCUGAAGGACGCCUGCAGGGUUUGCGGGCUGAAGGGUGGGGGGAAGAAGCAGGAGCUCAUGGAUGCGCUAACUGAGUACUUCAGUGAGCACUAAGCAGGAGCGGAAGACCCUGGUUGACUUCCAUCUGCUUAAAGUUUUGGUUGUCUUAUGUGGAUGCUGUGUCUGUUUAAUCUUGCUGUGGAGGAGGAGGCGACUAAAUGUUGCUGACUAGCAGUGGAGAAACUUUUUACUCUUAGUUGUGAAACAUCUCUGCAAAGUUGGACUCUGUUCGCAGUAGCCAAAGGCAGCAUUAAAUUCCCUGCUAACUCAGGUCACCCACUGCAAGUAAACACAGCUGUGCCUUCCUGGUUUCUUAAUAAAAGUUAUUUUGGACUUCUUUCUUACUUUGCAA
This is a messenger RNA of Opisthocomus hoazin, 2046 nucleotides long. Lineage: Eukaryota; Metazoa; Chordata; Aves; Opisthocomiformes; Opisthocomidae. The record is from RefSeq and is a predicted model, not a curated record.